Molecule: messenger RNA, 1590 nt
Organism: Aspergillus fumigatus Af293
Lineage: Eukaryota; Fungi; Ascomycota; Eurotiomycetes; Eurotiales; Aspergillaceae
Product: putative cell surface metalloreductase (FreA)
Exons: 4
Coding region: 1-1590 (529 amino acids)
Biological process (GO): intracellular iron ion homeostasis; iron ion transport; copper ion import
Cellular component (GO): plasma membrane
Molecular function (GO): ferric-chelate reductase activity
Source: RefSeq, a predicted model, not a curated record
AUGGACGCCCUAGCCAUCUAUGCCAUUGUCGCUGGCGGCAUCUUUGCCGGCCUUUUCCUGGCCCGGACUCUCUCUACCCUCGCAAAAUGGUCGACCUUUUUUUCUAUCCUGCUCACCCGACAUCUGACACUUCCUUUUAUUGUCCAUAGGCAUCAACUCUUGGGUCCUUGGACCCGUGCCAGUGUUUUGCUUCACGUAUCAUAUGCUGCAAUCAAUGCUUUUCUCGUCGUUUUCAGGGCGGCCUCCCUGACUGGCGCUGGCCGCCGUGCAGGAGAACUAGCCCUAGUCAAUCUGAUCUUUCCUCUAUCAGCCAUCCACCUAAGCAAUGUAGCCGACCUUCUAGGCAUCAGCUGGGGCACUUGCCGCAAAGUCCACCGUGCUACCGGCUGGAUGGCCACGGCCCUGUUGGCCUUUCACGUUGUUGUGGCGGUUCAAGACCACGGAUUUAGCUUUCCUCUCAGCGAAAUGCAAAACCUCUUUACCAUGAUUGGCGCCGCCUCCCUGGGUGCCGUUGCUCUGCUUUCCAUUUCAUGGUUUCGUCGAUGGUCUUACGAGGUCUUUCUCCGAAGCCAUCAGAUCUUCGCCAUACUCUUUGUCUAUGGCACCUGGCGGCAUCUUCCAUCAGCAAAGCGUCCGCCCAAACUUUAUCUUCUUAUCGCAUUGGCGCUAUUUGGAACGACUUCAUUCUUAGAGUUGGUGACUCUUCUAUACCGGAACGGGCUGUUUGCGGGUCGCGGUUGUCCAAGGGCCAUUGUGACCUUUAAGGUGAGAGAAGCGAAGGAGGCCGAUCCUGUUGUAACAGCUACUCAGGUUCGCAUUGUCUUGCCUCGCCCUCUGACAGUGGAGGCUGGGCAAUACAUCAAUCUCUGGAUUCCGUCAGUCGGCCUAUGGUCGUGGACGCAGACACAUCCUUUCACAGUCACAUCCUGGUCUCGAAGUACACAGGACACCCUGGAGCUUCUGGUGCAGCCGCGCCGUGGUCUAUCAGCAGAUCUUCUUCGCUAUGCUCCUGUGGCUGCACAGAGCUCGAUUUCUUUCUUGGCUUUAUUUACUGGUCCUCAUGGAACAAGUGAGGAUGUCAGUCACUAUGAAAGCGUCUUGGUGAUCGCUAGUGGAUUUGGGAUCGCGGCAGCAGUGCCAUACCUGAAAAAAAUGAUCUACGGCUAUAAUACCUGCACCUCCCAGGUUCGCCGUUUACAUUUGGUAUGGCAGGUGGAGUCAAUUGGGGAGGUUGCCGCCGCCCAGACCCUGUUAAAUAACCUCCUGAAAGACGAUAUCGUGGAUGAAGGCUAUAUUCUCAAUAUCUCUAUAUACGUGGGGAACGGCCUCGAGCAGAACAAACUACCCUUUGGUCAACAUAAACGAGUCUGUCUCUACCGGUCUAUACCAGAUUAUGAUAGCAUCAUCUCUCUCGAGGCAUCGGGCGACCAAGUCGAGAGGCUGCCUAACAUCCGGGAGGAGCGCGGUCGGACGUUGGUAAUGGUCUCCACAGCGGACGAGCUUCGAGACCAACUACGGGAGACGGUGAAAGCAUAUCUUCAUCGGGGUGUAAAUCUUUCAGAAUUGGAGUAUCAGCCCAGCGCUGACUGA